Molecule: messenger RNA, 2025 nt
Organism: Saprolegnia diclina VS20
Lineage: Eukaryota; Oomycota; Saprolegniomycetes; Saprolegniales; Saprolegniaceae
Exons: 1
Coding region: 1-2025 (674 amino acids)
Source: RefSeq, a predicted model, not a curated record
AUGGGCUGGGCGACGCAGACCAGCCGGGUCCUCUCGCUGGUCGCGGCCGUCGUCGUGCUCUUCAUCGAGCUCCAGGGUUCGGCGGCCGUGCGCGCGACCCUCGUCGGCGCGCGUGGUCCGCUCCGGGCCUCGUCCGAAUACACGAGCCGCCUCAUGCCACUGGUGGUGGCGGCGCUGUUGGCCAACACGUCACUGGCCGUGCAUGGCCCGGCCCCGCGCCUCCUCUAUAUCGACGCCGACGACAGCCAAGAAGGGUAUGGCCUCAGUGCGUCACAGUGUACGAGCCCGCUGCCCGGCGACCGCAUCUACAAGGCGCCGUACCUAGCCCACCUGCUACCGCAAAUCCUCACCGCCGUGCCGGAAGCGCCGCCGCCAGCGACGAUCCUCAUCGACUGCACGUACACGGCGCGGAUGGUGCAGGACACGACGGCGCUCAAGGUCCACUGGGUCGAUGCGAACGCCACGUCGCUCUCGACGCUCUUCCUCCAGACAAUGGCCAUCGAACGGCCGACAAAGCGUCUCAGCACGGCCUGCGGCGUCGCGACCUGGUCGUCGCUGCCCCUCGUACCGUCGUCAUUAUCGCCGCCCAGCGCCACGUACGUGCACGGCGUCGGGCUCGACUUUCCGUACGUCAUCUCGGCGUUCACGCGACUCACGCUCGCGCCGACUUUGACGCCGGAUGGCAUGUGGCAGGGCACGCUGGCCGGGUCGGGCGAGACGGUCUAUGUCGCGGGCACCGAGGGCAUCUACCGCGUCGCGCAUGGCACGCAGGCCAACUACGACCACUACAUUUGGGCGUUGCCGGACGAUCCAUUCGAGUUCUUAGCGGUCGUGGCGUACUUGACGACCGACAUGUCGAAAGAUGCGUUCGCGUGGGUCCGUGCGCUCCUCUCGAUGGGCGUGGGGCUCACGCUCCUCGUGCACUUUGCUGUCGCCCUCCUCGUCGCGCUGCAUCUGUACAUGGAGCAGCAUGUCGUCUGGGUGCCCGACGUCUUUCCCAGCGUCCAGGCGCGCCUCCAGCUGCGCGCGCUGCUCUGCCUCGUCGUGCUCGUGAGCACGAAUGGCUGGCACCUCUACGAGUUCGCGCUCUGCACGGCCAACGCCCGCUGCGGCUGGACCAACAGCUUUGUGUUGACCGACAUCGUCCGCGCCGAUGGGCUCAUGGUGUACCUCGGGCUCAUGAUCACGUUGGCCAAGACCGUGCGCAUCCGCUUGCGCCUCGAGGUCGCCGUGAGCGUCUACCUCAUUUGCUACGAGCUCAGCGAUGCCAUUGUGCGGUCGCCGCUGGGCCUGGACGUGGAAGCCGCCGACGCGUUUGUCGCCGCCAACUACCUCGCCAAUAUCCUCGAGGCCAACGUGGACGGCAUGGACCUCUGGACGAUCCACGAGAACGUUGACACCAACGUUGCUGUGGUCGCGGCGCAGAUGACGUGGUGGGUCGUCGCGAUUUGCAUUUGUUUUGUGUAUGCUCUUGCUGCCAAGGGUUGGAACAUGCUCGAUAUGGACGCGCGACGCUGCAAGACGUGGCGCUACAUGCACCGCCUUCGUCUCCGCUCGGACGAUGGGGACGGCGUCCGGUCAUUUGCGUCACAGAGCACGUCACGCCGCCUGCGGUCGUCGUCCUGGACGAAGAGCAAGGUUGGGCCAUUGGCCCAAGCGUCGGCGCGGACAUUUUCAUUUCAAGAUGUCUCGUCGCUCGCGAUCGAAGCCGUGCUGCACACACAGCUCUGCAAAGCGUACGGCCUUGUCGCCCCGCUCGAAGAGUACGUGGCAGUGAGCGGCUGGACGUACGUCUCGGCUUCGAGCGUCUGGCUGCUCGGCUACGUCCUUGUCGACGACGCGUACCUCGUGCACGUCAACGAGUACCCGCUCCUCGUGCUGAACGCAGUGUUGCGCCGCCCGCUCUUUCGCGUCUACGGCUUCCACGUCAUCGACCAAACAAUUCGCGCUGAGAAGACGCGCUUGCUGCCGACUGUGAUCCCGAUCCGGCGGCUGCUCCAUACCACCUUGCGCGACUUGCGUUAA